Messenger RNA from Aplysia californica (California sea hare), 3659 nucleotides. RefSeq names its product frataxin, mitochondrial. Gene Ontology annotation, molecular function: ferric iron binding; 2 iron, 2 sulfur cluster binding; ferroxidase activity. The transcript is spliced from 5 exons. NCBI's taxonomy places the organism in Eukaryota, Metazoa, Mollusca, Gastropoda, Aplysiida, Aplysiidae. Bases 101 to 727 code for a protein of 208 amino acids. Gene Ontology annotation, biological process: iron incorporation into metallo-sulfur cluster; intracellular iron ion homeostasis. Gene Ontology annotation, cellular component: mitochondrion. The record is from RefSeq and is a predicted model, not a curated record.
UUUUAUUGAAAAGAACGCCAUCGUGGUUUGUUUACCUUUACUCCGAACGAUGUGCGUAAAUGAUCGUCACAUUUCAUAAACCGGUAACCUGUUGUAAAACAUGAACGCAAUUAAUAACUCAGGCAUCGCCGUGUUAUCUCGGCUGGCGACGGAAUGUUUGCGUCGACAGGCCACAAGUAGAUAUAGUUCUCGACAUAUUAUGAGAGUUUCAGUGGGUGCUAUCAAUGGCUUCGAUUUCAGCACAAAGACAAGAGAUGAAAGUCAAAGGUCUAUGAUAAAGCAGCCUCAACCAUUGUCAUUAAAUGUCUGUAAUAUCCACCAAGCCAGUCGACUCUUGUCUAGCGGAUCUGAUUUGCAGCCUACAGAAGUAACAGAGAUAGAGUAUGAAGGAUAUGCAGAGGAAACUCUCGACUCCCUGUGUGAUUUCUUUGAAGAUCUUCCUGAGACAGAAUCAUGCAAUGAAGAUUAUGACUGUGCCUUUGCAAGUGGUGUACUGACAGUUCAUGUUGGAGGAUCAGAAGGCACAUAUGUCAUCAACAAGCAGACCCCAAACAAACAGCUGUGGCUGUCAUCUCCCAUCAGUGGUCCAAAAAGAUAUGAUUACUGCAAUGGACAAUGGCUGUACCUCAGAGAUGGAACUGGACUGCACAAACUCCUGGAGGUGGAGUUGUCAGACAUCAUGAACCUCAAAAUCAACUUGUCAAAAUGCAAAUUUUACUCAGGAUGAAACAAAUGCCUUUACUAUGUUGUUUUGUUUUUGGGGUUUUUUCUUAGCUCUUAUUUAUGUAGUCAUAAACUAUGUCCUUCCAUAUUCUGAGGCUUCAUAUGUCAAUUUUUAUGUUAUUUUUGUUGUUACUGUGUUUAUUCAAGCAAGAUAUUCAAGCAGUAAGUUUUAAUUUAGAUGUCCCCUCUAAACUGGUACUUUCUGGGUAUCUUUAAUGUUUGAUUUUGAAUCAAUAUUUUUAUGAAAGGACUUGUAGUGUAAAAUAUUCAAAUACAGUCGAGUUGGAAAGGAUAGUUUACUGUGUGUUAUAUUCAUUUGUUUUUGCUUUCUGUUCUGUCAAAUGACCUGUUGCUGUUUUUGUUUAUUGUUAUUUUUUUUCUAAUAUUGUUUCAGUUGAAUCUCACCUUGUGACACCCACUCUAGUUUCUUACCUUUUUCUCAAGAACGUCAUUGAGUUUGUACAAUGAUUGUUUGUUCAUUGCUGUGAAUGAAGUAUAGGAGUAAAGACUUGUCAUGGUAAACACGAAAAGUCUUGUUUAUUUUUUUGCAAUUCUAUUCAUGUCUCAAUCUUUUAUUUAUUACAUUUUGACUACUUUGUCUAAAUGUGGUUAUUCAAAAAAAUGUGUGGACAUAGAUAACUCUUUUUGUUUUUAUGAUGUGUUUUCAUCAGAUUCCCCUGUGUCUUAUUUCUUUUUUCCUUUCAAUUUUUAUUUUCUUUAUUACUAUAGAAGUAGAAGCAUAUUUCAUAAAGUCCGAAGAUGUUUGGGGGUCACAUAAUACUCACUGUUCCAAUUUGCUGCUGCUCUGUUCACGGUGACUUCUCUGAGAUCUCAAAAAAGUUAAAUCGGGGGCUAUUUCUACUGACUAAAUGUAUUGAUAUGUUUUAAUAUCUUUUGUAUUCUGUCUGCACUAUUCAAUUUGUUUCCUACAUGGCCAGUGUAUUAUUGACUGUAUUCAUUCCUUUGCAUGGUCCCUUUAGCCCUUGACGUUACUGUGUUCACGUCAUUCUUUCCAUAAAGGGCUUAUAAGCUUAAUGUCUGGUGAUAGAGAGUAGUACCAUUGACAUUUCAUUUUUCUUAUUACGAACCAUGGCAUUGCCAGGUCUUGAGUUUGGUUUUGGGAUUAGUUCCAUGUAGGAUUGACUCUGCCUUUACUUUCGAUAUCAGUUUCACCCUGUCUAGUGUCUCACUCCGAAAAAUAGUACACCUAUAUGCUCGUUUUACUCUUCUUCUUUUUUUUUAAUUUGCAGAUACUCAGUGUGAAACAUUACUGAUUAUCUAAACUGAGGAAAGAUGUUGUAUGUAACUUAUGCAAAGAUGAUUUUCUUAGGAUUUCACUGCACUGCAGUCUUGCCUUUUUAUUUAGAGUGACUAAGUAAUAAGUUGCAGUUGAAUUUUUCUGCCAUAUUCGUCACCCUACUUGAAUUAAUAUUGGAUUGGGUUUGUUUGUUUUUUGUUGGGUUUUUUUUUUGUGAUCCUUAAUGGUGGAUUUUGUAUGUAUGUAUUUCAGUACAAAGUGAUGCUAUGUUAUGAAAACAGUCAAGCCAUAGAAGCUUCAGACUUUAUCAUUGGUGAAGAGGUCUCAGAAGGGUAUUGAUUGGGGAGAGUAAGGUGGUGUGGAGACGUCAGCUGUAACACAACUAUUUUUAUGAAGUUUGACGUUUGAAGUCUUUUUCAGCAUCUAUGUUUCCUCAUGCAUGUUUCGUUUUAUUGAGCACUCCAUACAGCACAAUGGUGUUAGUGGGAAGAGGAGUUUUCCCUCUUGCAACCUUUCUCUCUUACAUGUCUGUUGGUUUGAAGCCAACAAAUCUUUUUUGUGUUGGAGCAAAUGUUUGUGUGCAGUCAACCAAUACAUGGAAAGGUAUCAGUGGAGAUACAUUGUUGCAUGAAUAUUGUUCCCAACUGUCAAUAAUGCUUGUUUAAAAUAACACAUGAUCAUGAGAUGUAUUUAACUUGAAUUUCACUCAAUCUACUUUCCUCAAUUGUAAUACACAUCACAUAUGGCCAGCAAACACAGUUUAUUAUGAAGAUAUAAUACCACCUGUAGGGUUUCUUGUUUUUUGGAGAUACAUUGUUGCAUGAAUAUUGUUCCCAACUGUCAAUAAUGCUUGUUUAAAAUAACACAUGAUCAUGAGGUGUAUUUAACUUGAAUUUCACUCAAUCUACUUUCCUCAAUUGUAAAACACAUCACAUAUGGCCAGCAAACACAGUUUAUUAUGAAGAUAUAAUACCACCUGUAGGGUUUCUUGUUUUUUUUAAUGCUGUCAAACCUUGUAAUACUGCCCCUGUUAUACUGCCAGAUCCACUGACCACCAGUUUUUGCCAAUGCACGAAAAGGAAGGCCUAUAUGAAUAUAUUAUUUGCCCCUUUAAACUGCCGUCUGCCAAUUGUCCGAGUUGUACCAUCCUUACUAAACUAAUGUCAAUUUUGCCCUGCAACACGCCAGCAAGCUAGCUGCCAGAGGUACACAUAACAUAGCUCUCUCUCUGCAGCUGCUUUGUGAUAAUCUCCUUUUCUUCCAAAUAUGACUCUGAAAGCUAGUGCUUAUAGCUAAUUUGCUCCCUCCCCAUCCAUCCCACCUCCCCAACCUUGUCAUGAAGAUUUCAGACUGCAUGUGUUUGAGAAAAAGCCUUGAUCAUUAAGUAAUGUGCUUUUCAAUUUUAAUUUUUUCUCACACACACACACACACACACACACACACACACACACAUGCACAAGCACACACACACACACACACACACACACACACACACACACACACACACACACACACACACACACACACACACACAUGCACACACACACACACACACACAAACUCGUGCGUGCGCGCAUAUGCACAAUUGCAGAGAGAGAGUGAAUGAGAAAGAGAGAGAGAGAGAGAGAGAGAGAGACUUGAAAACUCUUCUUAAUACGUGCAAUUAACCUCCCCCCCC